AUGUCCGACAAGGAAGUUUCUUAUUCCUCGCAGCCCGUCGCUGCCCCGGGUGGCAAGAAGGGUGCCAUCAAGCGCCACUGCGCGCGCUUCUGGUGGCUGCAUCUCAUCGUCUUUGUCCUCGUUGCCGUAUUUGUUAUCCUAAUGACCAUCUUUGUCGCGGUGCCCAGAAUCGCCCAGGACAAGAUUAACCAGGCCAAGCUCGACAUUGUCGCCGUCAAGAUUAGCCAGGCCACCCCCGACUCGUACCAGAUGACCAUCAACUCGACCAUCUCCACCGAUGGCAGCGUCAAGGCCAACAUUGACCCUUUCGCCGGCGACAUGUACCUCGAGGACACGGACGACAAGACUCCCUUUGCCGUCCUCAACUUCCCCCCCACCAACGCCAACAAGCACUCCAAGGUCAAUGUCGACCAGCACGUCGAGAUCAAGAACAUGGAUGCCUUUAACAAGUUCAACACCUGGUUCGUCAACAACGAGACGCUCAAGAUUGGCAUCCAGGGCAAGACCAAGGUCCAGCCCAACGGCCUCAGCAAAAAGUACGACGUCACCUUUCACAAGGUCCUCGAGGUCAAGGGCCUCAACCUCUUCAAGGGCAUGAAGGUCACUGAUCCCCGCGUCGAGCUCACCGUCGACAACGGCACCGACCCCAACUUCCGCAACUUUUACGCCACGGCCGAGCUGCCCAACCCCUCGCACUUUUCCCUCGACAUUGGCAAUGCCACCUUUGACAACUUCUUCCUCGGCACGAACCUCGGCAAGCUGUACAUCAACGACCUCUCCCUUGUCCCCGGCAGCAACACUGUCAAUGUCACGGGAAGCCUCAACCAGGGCCAGAUUAUCGUCCUUGCAUCUGGCGCCAAGCCCUACUGCGAGACUGGCGUCGCUGAUUUCAGCUUGAUUGGCACCAACGUCACCCGCAACGGCGCCGAGAUUCCUUAUUUCCAGUACGCCUUGGCCCACGCCAACCAGACUGUCGAGCUCAACAUUACCGACACCCUCUACCGCUCCAACAUUCCCGCCUCAGUCAAGUGCUCAUCUGGCGCUACCAAGUAA
Akanthomyces muscarius is the source of this 1053-nucleotide messenger RNA. RefSeq lists its product as uncharacterized. The coding region runs from base 1 to 1053 and encodes 350 amino acids. The transcript has 2 exons. The record is from RefSeq and is a predicted model, not a curated record. Gene Ontology annotation, cellular component: fungal-type vacuole membrane. Lineage: Eukaryota; Fungi; Ascomycota; Sordariomycetes; Hypocreales; Cordycipitaceae.